AUGAAUACAUAUCCAUAUUCUCAAAUUAAAGGUGAUAUCAUAAUAGAAUCAACUGGACCACAAGAUUUUUCAUUCUCGAACAUUAACCAGUUGAGGGUUUAUUGGAAGUCACCUAUGAAUAACGAACUUAUACGUCGAUUUACACAUGUUCAACAAUUGUAUGUGAAUGAUUCUGAAAAGAGUUUUUGCAUGAUGCUUGCUGAUAUUAUCCCAUAUCUUGAUCUAUCAACAAUUAUCACAUUUAUCAUUGCUAACUAUUAUACGGAAAUAAAUAUCGACAUAUUCAUUCGGUUGGUAUGUCGUAUAUCUCAUCUACGUAUUAUUGGUGCUUCAAUUACUCUUCUUAAGUUACUUUGUAUUUAUCAUUGGGCAAACAUUAGCAUUCUAAAAAUUUUUGAUCAAUAUGAGGGUGGAAUUGUAACAAAGUACGACUUAACACUGAACGAGAUUGGUGCACUUUUUCGCUCAUUCAGCCAUGCAAAACAAAUUCAUUUUAUGCAUGAUGAUAUAUCUAAUCUAUCUGUUUUUCUGAAUAAUAUAUCAAUGACAGUAUCAAAUGUAGUGUUAGAACAUCGUGUUAAUAUAACUCCUACUAUAUAUAGUAAAUUCCUCACACGAGAAUGGCUUGAACAAAAUACACAACUACAUAACUUUUCUUACUCAUGCGAUAAGCACAAGCGUAUUAGUAUAUGGCUUUAG
Molecule: messenger RNA, 699 nt
Organism: Rotaria socialis
Lineage: Eukaryota; Metazoa; Rotifera; Eurotatoria; Philodinida; Philodinidae
Source: the annotation of a GenBank genome assembly